UUGUCAGAGAUUGUGCGAGAGUUCAAGACGACAAAUCGCUUGCUUUUGACUGGCACACCAUUGCAAAACAACCUCCACUGAGCUUUGGGCCCUGCUCAACUUCCUCCUUCCCGAUGUGUUCAACUCAUCUGAGGACCUCCGUACACAACUGAUGAGCACAUCGUCUACAACUGUGGGAAAAUGGUGAUCCUUGAUAAGCUACUGCCUAAGCUGAAAGCCCAGGGCUCUCGUGUGCUCAUCUUUUCUCAAAUGACACGCAUGCUUGACAUCCUGGAAGACUACUGUCUCUGGCGACGUUAUGGCUACUGUCGUCUUGAUGGCCAAACACCUCACGAAGAGCGCACACUGUCCAUCAAUGAAUUCAACAAGCCCAACAGUGACAAGUUCUUGUUUAUGCUCUCAACCCGUGCGGGUGGUUUGGGCAUCAACCUUGCUACUGCAGACGUUGUUAUCCUGUUUGACUCGGACUGGAACCCUCAGGUUGACCUGCAAGCUAUGGACAGGGCCCAUCGUAUUGGGCAGACGAAAGCUGUGCGCGUGUUCCGUAUGAUUACCGAAAACACCGUUGAGGAACGCAUCGUCGAGAGGGCUGAAGUGAAGCUGCGACUUGACACAGUGGUCAUCCAGCAAGGCCGGCUUGUGGAUGCUCAGGCCAAGAUUGGCAAGGAGGAGAUGCUGGGCAUGAUUCGGCAUGGGGCAGACCACAUCUUUGCUUCCAAGGAGAGUGAGAUCACGGAUGAGGACAUCGAUGCCAUACUAGAGAAGGGCGAGCGCAAAACAGAGGAGCUUAAGACCAAGCUUGAGUCGCUCGGCGAGGGCUCCUUGCGAAACUUCACUCUUGACACCCCGCAGGAAUCUGUUUACAAGUUUGAAGGAGAAGACUACAGAGAGAAGCAGAAGAGUGGGGGGCUGAAUUGGAUCGAACCACCCAAACGGGAGCGUAAGGCCAACUAUGCGGUCGACGCGUACUUCAGGGAGGCCCUGCGUGUGAGCGAACCAAAAGCCCCCAAGGCACCCAGACCACCAAAACAGCCGAACAUCCAGGAUUUCCAGUUCUUUCCUCCAAGGCUGUUUGAGCUGCUUGACAAGGAGAUUUACUAUUACCGUAAAACCAUUGGCUACAAGGUCCCAAAAAAUCCUGAUCUAGGAUCCGAUGCGGGCCGCAUUCAGCGGGAAGAACAGGCAAAGAUUGACGAGUCAGAGCCACUGACUGAGGAGGAGCUUGCAGAGAAGGAGAAGCUCCUUACAGAGGGCUUCACCAACUGGGCUCGGCGAGACUUCAACCAAUUCAUCAAAGCCAAUGAAAAGUACGGCCGUGAUGACAUUGAGAGCAUUGCCAGAGAUGUCGAGGGGAAAACGCCCGAGGAGGUGAUGGAGUACUCUGCAGUUUUCUGGGAACGCUGCCAUGAGCUGCAGGACAUAGAGCGGCUGAUGGGGCAGAUUGAGAAGGGGGAGGCACGCAUCCAGCGCCGGGCAUCCAUCAAGCGUGCCCUGGAGGCCAAGAUGAGUCGGUACAGGGCACCCUUCCACCAGCUGCGCAUGGCCUACGGCACCAACAAGGGAAAGAACUACACCGAGGAGGAGGACCGCUUUCUCGUUUGCAUGUUGCACAAGUUGGGCUUUGACCGUGAGAAUGUUUAUGACGAGCUACGUGCUGCCAUUCGACAAGCGCCACAGUUCCGCUUCGAUUGGUUCAUCAAGUCUCGAACGGCUGCCGAGCUGCAGCGACGGUGUAACACGCUCAUUACCCUCAUUGAACGAGAGAACCAAGAACUUGAGGAGAAGGAGAAGGCUGAGAGGAAGCGAAGAGGUGGUGGCCGUCCUAGCACACCCAAGGGAAAACGCAAGAUGGAUGGAAUUUCAGAAGGCCGAAAGAAGAAGCGGAAGACGCAAUAAUCGACAGUUUCCGGUGGCUAUUCCAUCUAGUAAUGUGAAGAUCCAUGUAAAUAUAGUUUAUAAGGACAUUAUUAUUUUCUUCUGUGAAUUUGCUUGUUUUGCAUUGACCAUGCCUAAAUCGUAGCUCAUUGCAUUUUGUACCAUGCGUACCUCUCUUGGUUCCACAUUGUCACCUAGCUUUGAUUUUGUUUCUUUAUAUAUUUAUUAUGGCCAAGGUGCUCUAUGAUUUUGGUCGGUGGACUUGGCUGGGACGCAAAAUUGCCCAUUCCAAACUUGCAUGCUAUGUCACAAUAAAUGUCAGUUCUUAGGUAU
This is a messenger RNA of Rhipicephalus sanguineus (brown dog tick), 2208 nucleotides long. RefSeq names its product SWI/SNF-related matrix-associated actin-dependent regulator of chromatin subfamily A member 5-like (gene Iswi). Gene Ontology annotation, biological process: nucleosome organization; regulation of transcription by RNA polymerase II. The record is from RefSeq and is a predicted model, not a curated record. Gene Ontology annotation, cellular component: chromatin; nucleus. Gene Ontology annotation, molecular function: histone binding; ATP hydrolysis activity; nucleosome binding. Lineage: Eukaryota; Metazoa; Arthropoda; Arachnida; Ixodida; Ixodidae.